This is a messenger RNA of Vanessa atalanta (red admiral), 706 nucleotides long. RefSeq lists its product as uncharacterized. The coding region runs from base 17 to 436 and encodes 139 amino acids. The transcript has 2 exons. The record is from RefSeq and is a predicted model, not a curated record. Lineage: Eukaryota; Metazoa; Arthropoda; Insecta; Lepidoptera; Nymphalidae.
UUUAGUCGUAAUAAAGAUGUUAGGAAAAUUGUUUGUGGUUUUGGUGCUCUUCGUUUACAACGGGCAUUGCCUUAGGGAGAUAAGGCUAGAAGACCGGCACUUCACUUACAUUCGGCAUGAACACUUGGGAACUAGUAUGAGCAUCCCUAAACAUUUCGAAGACACCUUAAGUUCUUGUCACGUUAUUUUCCCAAAUGGAGUGAUGUAUGAAGUUUAUCCCAGGAAUACUAUUCCACACCAAAAUGUAUUCUCUAUGAGCGGCGUUCAACCGUUCCGAAGCUGUGGUAUUGGAUUUAGAAAUGUUGGCGUGGAGUUCAGCGGUGUCUACGAGCUGCUUUCCACUGUUUUACACUCCGCGGACAACAGCUUGACCUUAACAAGACAAAGAAACCAUAUGGUUGUAAUUGAAUCUGACUUUAGAUCAGAUGCUGCAUAGGUUCGACGUUUUAUAUUUUUAUCUAAUUUCAAAGAUUUUUGGAUAUAUAUCUGCAACAUCUUCUGCUCAAGCACACGCAAUCUGUAAGUUUAAUGAAUGUCCAAAAUUGCCUCUAAGGUCGCUGUUAGGGGUAAUGCCAUAUCUGUUUGUAAUUUGUUAUUCCCAUUUUAAUAGUUUUUAUCAUUAUAUAUGGAACACUUGUUAAAACUAAACUAUUUCAGAAAAAUAUGAUAUCUAUCUAUCUCUGUAACUAAAUUAAAUCUAAAUUUU